CUCCCGAAGUAUGUGCGACUCGUCCACACGACACGGCCGGUACUACUGAGUCAGCAACCUCUAUCUUCGAUAUCCGCACAAAUGAGUCCGUAGCAGAGUUCAUGGAUGCCCGUAGUAGGCUCUGUUGGUAUCCACAGCGUCGUUCGGAACCAUCGAAGGCGUCAGAGGCGAACAAAGGAGGCAAUUUGUGAAAAUCUGCUAACAAUGGCCCUCCAGCUUCUCAACAAUAUUCUCUCGUCUAUAGACCCGUCUGCAUCCCCAGCAGCAUCGGCUCCUCUGAAAUCGCCAAACACAACCGCAUCCAGGCCCCCUCCGCGUCCUUCUGGCCCCGCCAAUGGAACUUCACAGCCGCAGACUUUGAAACGCAAGGCAGAAGGACAGGCCAGUGCCGUUCCAGCGAAAGUGAUCCGAAAUGAUGGUACGCCGUCAAUUCCACGACCGAAUAGCGCCAACUCUGUUCGUCCCACUCCGAUUUCAGAUACGGCAAAACCGAAGACUCCAGUGUCAACAACAUCCGUUCCGUACCGCGGUCCGGCGGGUAAUGGAGCGUCUGCCGCUGCCCGAACACCUGUGACAGCAAUAAAGAAGCCUGGUACAAGUGCGUCAGACACAGCUUCCAAGCAAUCAACUGGCCCCACCAAGACCGGCUCAGUUACGUCUCCGACUUCGACUGCACCGUCUUCUGCAAAGAAGACCUCGGGUUACCUCGCUCUUCUUGAGCGGGCAAAGGAAGCACAAAAGUCCAAACCGGUUACGCCCCUUAUCAAGCACGAACCGACAAAAAUCUUGUCCAAGAAAGAGCGUCUUGCGCUUCGUGCGCAAGCUUUGGGAAAGAAACCACCUGCUGGGGUGUUGGGGAGUCAAGUCCGACCUGGAUCCACGAAAACAGAAGCUAAAGAUGUUCGGAAAUCGACGGAGAUUGCUUACCAAGGAACAGCACGUCCUACCAAGAAACCCGCUGAGGUUUUGACGUACCAAGGGACUGCUCGGCCAUCAAGUGUGGGUCCGUCGUCUAAGGCAGGGCUGCCUUCCGGCAAGGCCAAACCAAAGCAAUCCCAGGGCCGUUACGGCGGAUAUGCGAGUUGGUCGGAUGAGGAGGAGGAAGAGGACAUCGAAGAGGAUGGCUAUUCGGAUGAGUCCGACAUGGAAGGCGGAAUCUGGGACGUUGAGCAAGAAGAGCAAAUGGCUCUCAAAGCGGCCAAGAAGGAAGAUGCCGAAGCUCUUGCUGAAGAGAUGAGGAUGAAGCGUGAGAAAGAAGAGCGGAAGCGGAAGCUCAUGGCCAUGAGUAGGGCUGCAGCUGCCAGACGGAAGUAUUAGAGAGUCUGCAUAUAUGGUUCCAGCAUGAGGAGUUUGAGUUCUUUGGGCGGUUAUAUGUCCUUCAUUCAACUGCAUACGGGUGGGUGGCAGGUUAUGCAUCUGGCACUUGGGUAGCGAGGCGUCAAUAGAGGGUUUCUUUUUUUCUGGUCUUGCAGGAGAAAUAUCCAUUAGAGGCGAAGAGACUACCAUUACUAUCAUUUGGCCGCUGCGCCUGGUAUUAUCUUAAUCGAUAUAUGGUAAUUGAUUUAUUUUCA
This is a messenger RNA of Westerdykella ornata, 1571 nucleotides long. RefSeq lists its product as uncharacterized. Bases 205 to 1317 code for a protein of 370 amino acids. The record is from RefSeq and is a predicted model, not a curated record. The transcript is spliced from 2 exons. Lineage: Eukaryota; Fungi; Ascomycota; Dothideomycetes; Pleosporales; Sporormiaceae.